This is a messenger RNA of Ziziphus jujuba (common jujube), 1767 nucleotides long. RefSeq names its product probable protein arginine N-methyltransferase 6. The transcript is spliced from 13 exons. Gene Ontology annotation, molecular function: protein-arginine N-methyltransferase activity. The record is from RefSeq and is a predicted model, not a curated record. Gene Ontology annotation, biological process: peptidyl-arginine methylation. The coding region runs from base 89 to 1414 and encodes 441 amino acids. NCBI's taxonomy places the organism in Eukaryota, Viridiplantae, Streptophyta, Magnoliopsida, Rosales, Rhamnaceae.
UAGGCCUGGGAGAGUUGAGAGAGGGAAGAGAGUUUGAGGGAAAAAAAAAAAAAAGAAAAAAGAAGAAAAAAGGAAAAAAGCCAUAAUAAUGUAUUCGAGCCCGACACACAGUAACGGCUACCACCACCACCACGACGACCAACACCAGCUGCAACAGCAGCAGCAACUGGGAGAGAGGCGACUCGGAAUGAGUCAGAGGGAACGAGUUCGCAGAGGAAGUCGUUCGAGGUCACGUGACUUGAGAGACGGCCAUGGACACGGUGCUAGUGGUGCUGGGUUUAGGGUUUCUGACCAUAAUACUAACACUAAGCUUCAGCAACAACAGCAGCACUCUCAGAGACCACCUACGGACUUCGACAUGGCCUAUUUCCACUCCUAUGCUCAUGUUGGAAUCCAUGAAGAGAUGAUCAAGGAUCGUGUACGUACUGAUACUUAUAGGGCAGCAAUCAUGCAGCACCAAAAUUCCAUAGCAGGCAAAGUUGUAGUGGAUGUUGGAUGCGGCACAGGCAUUCUUUCCAUAUUUUGUGCUCAGGCUGGCGCUAAACGAGUGUAUGCAGUUGAUGCAAGUGAUAUUGCAGUGCAGGCAAAUGAAGUUGUUAAAGCAAAUAACUUAUCUGAUACGGUCAUUGUACUUCAUGGGCGAGUUGAGGAUGUUGAAAUUGAUGAGGAGGUUGAUGUUAUAAUUUCCGAGUGGAUGGGCUACAUGCUUUUGUAUGAGAGCAUGCUGGGAAGUGUCAUUACUGCCAGAGAUAGAUGGCUCAAACCUGGAGGUCUUAUACUUCCUUCAAAUGCAACGUUAUACAUGGCACCUGUCACACACACUGACAGAUACAGUGAAAGCAUUGAUUUCUGGCGCAAUGUCUAUGGAAUUGAUAUGUCUGCGAUGUUACCAUUGGCAAAACAAUGCGCAUUUGAAGAGCCAAGUGUGGAGACAAUAACGGGUGAGAAUGUUUUGACAUGGCCACAUGUGGUAAAACACGUGGACUGCUAUUCAAUAUCAAUUCAUGAACUAGAAUCUGUUACUACAAGAUAUAAAUUCAAAUCAAUGAUGCGAGCUCCGCUACAUGGGUUUGCAUUUUGGUUUGAUGUUGAAUUCAGUGGAGCUGCUGAAUCUCCUACCAAUAAUCAUGAACCAUCCUUGCUUGUUGACAACAAUAUAAUGGAUGGUAAUCAGAGGAAGAAACGUUCAAAUCCAAACGAGGCAUUGGUGCUUUCUACUGCACCUGAGGAUCCUCCAACACAUUGGCAACAGACAUUGAUUUACUUUUAUGACCCAAUAGAAGUGGAGCAAGAUCAGCUCAUUGAAGGUUCCAUAACACUAUCGCAAAGCAAAGAAAACGCACGGUUCAUGAACAUUCACCUUGAAUACUCUUCUGGGGGCCGUUCCUUUGUAAAAGAAUCAGUAAUGCGAUGAUUUGAUUCAAUGGAAAGCGUCUGUAUGACUGUAUCUCGUAUUGUUGUUCAAACUAUGGCUCUUUUGCUCCCCAUUGCAUUUGAUUGACGUUGCUUAUUACAAAGACUUUCUCGAACAUUGCAAACUUGUGAGUUUCACUAAUUUUACCUUACAAGCCUCGUGUAGAUGAAAAUAUUUUUAAAUUGAGAUAUAGGUGAACUGAUUUAGGAAAUUUUUGACAUUUAUGUCUUAAAAAAUGCGGAUUUUAGUAUAUGCCUUCAAAUAUUUGUAAGAUACGCAAAGUGAGUCAUUGACUCGUGUAACUGUUUUAAUUCUGUUCAUUGUUCAUUGUGAUGGAAAAUUCUAGAGUAGAA